Thamnophis sirtalis is the source of this 1809-nucleotide messenger RNA. Lineage: Eukaryota; Metazoa; Chordata; Lepidosauria; Squamata; Natricidae. The record is from RefSeq and is a predicted model, not a curated record.
CGCAACACGGUGGGCAACAUCCCCAUGGAGUGGUACCAGGACUUCCCGCACAUCGGCUACAACCUGGAGGGCAAGCAGAUUUACAAGCCCAUCCGCUCCAAGGACGAGCUGGACAGGUUCCUGGAGAAGAUGGAGAACCCUGACUACUGGCGAACCGUCCAGGACAAGAUGACCGGGGCGGACGUGAAGCUGACGGACGAGCAAGUGGAGCUGGUGAACCGUCUCCAGCGCGGCCAGUUUGGGGACGUGAAUUUCGAUCCGUACGAGCCGGCCGUGGACUUCUUCAGCAGCCAGGUCAGAAUCCACCCGGUGACAAACCGGCCGGCGGACAAGCGGAGCUUCAUCCCUUCCUUGCUGGAGAAGGAGAAGGUCUCCAGGCUGGUGCACGCCAUCAAGAUGGGCUGGAUCCAGCCCCGGAGGCCUCGGGAGGACACGGGGGUCUUCUACGACCUUUGGGCCCAGGAGGACCACAACUCCAUCCUGGGGCGGCACAAGAUGCACGUGCCCGCCCCCAAACUUCCCCUGCCCGGGCACGAGGAGUCCUACAACCCCCCUCCGGAGUAUCUCCCGACCGAGGAAGAGAAACUCGCCUGGGAGCAGCAGGAGCCUUCGGAGCGCAAGCUGAGCUUCGUGCCCCAGCGCCACGACUGCCUGCGCCGUGUGCCCGCCUUCCCCCGCUUCAUCCACGAGCGCUUCGAGCGCUGCCUCGACCUCUACCUGUGCCCGCGCCAGAGGAAGAUGCGGGUCAGCGUGGACCCCGAGGACCUCAUCCCCAAGCUGCCCAAGCCCCAGGACCUCAAGCCCUUCCCAACCGUCCAGGCCCUGGUGUAUCGUGGGCACACCAGCCUUGUGCGCUGCAUCAGCCUCUCUCCUGCCGGCCAGUGGCUGGCAUCAGGGAGCAGGCGGUGCUGCUGGUGAACCCCGGCCUCGGGGACAAGCUGCUCUGUGGGGCCACCGACCAACUCCUGGAAGGCUACGUGGCCCCCGAGGAGGCCCGCCUGCAGCCCGUCACGUGGGAGGAGGCCACCAAGGAGGAGCAGCGCCUGGGCGUGCGGCUCAGGCUGAGGUUCGGGAAGCCCCUGAAGCAGGUCACCUGGCACAGGAAGGGGGACUACUUUGCCACGGUGGUCUCGGACAACAGCCACCUGCAGGUGCUGAUCCACCAGGCCAGCAAGCGCUGGAGCCAGGCGCCCUUCCGCCGGAGCAAGGGCCAGGUGCAGCGCGUCCUCUUCCACCCGCUGCGGCCCUUCUUCUUCGUGGCCACCCAGCGCUUCGUCCGCAUCUACCACCUGCUGAAGCAGGAGCUGACCAAGAAGCUGCUGACCAACUGCAAGUGGGUCUCCAGCAUGGCUGUCCACCCCGGAGGCGACAACUUGAUCUGUGGCAGCUACGACAGUCGGCUGGUCUGGUUCGACCUGGACCUCUCCACCAAGCCUUACCGGGUGCUCAGGCACCACAAGGCGGCCCUGAGGUCCGUGGCUUUCCACCCGUCCUACCCGCUUUUCGCCUCCGGCUCGGACGACGGCAGCGUCAUUGUCUGUCACGGCAUGGUCUACAACGACCUGCUUCAGAACCCGCUCCUCGUGCCGGUGAAGGUGCUGAGGGGCCACGCAGCGGCUCACGACCUGGGCGUCCUGGAUGUCCUCUUCCACCCCUCGCAGCCAUGGCUUUUCUCUGCGGGCGCAGACGCCACCGUCCGGCUCUUCACGUAGCCCUGCUCCGAACAGACUUGGCAGGAGAGAGGAAGCCGGGGUUGCCGGACCCCCUGUGGGCUCCUUUCCCUGGGAGGCCGGAGCUUUGGAUCCAGGC